AUUUUAGGUGAAUUGUUAGUUGAGUGUUUGGAAUUUCGCAAGUUAAAUCUUUUGUUUGGAUAAUGAGCUUUUCUGUUUAUUUCUUAGGUCCUGUCAACAAUAUUUUUAUUGUUUGGCAACCGCUCUUUGGAAUUAGUCAGAAAGUAAUCAGUGCUUAAUCUCCCCUAUCUGGAAAGCCUGCAUCCUUACUACCUCCACCAUUGGACAAAUAUCUCAAUUCAUCAGAUGAUGUUAAUGAACCAAGGCCUGUAAUUGCACCUCAGCCUUAUUGCGAUGAACCUCUAGAUGCUCCAUACCAUAGCUUUCAUGUGAUGAAGAAUCAAAUCCAUGAGCUUCAGCAACAGGGUUCUUCUGCGGCCAGUGAAAUGGAGUUGGAGAAGUUGAAGCUUGACUGCAAAAGAUCACUAGAAAUGGUCCAAAAAUGGAAGAAAAUGUAUGAAGACCUACAUCACUACUGUGUGGAUGAACUUCUGGAUGGUGGUCAAACAGAAUGCCUGUUGGAAAUUCCACCUGAUAACAACUGGGCACUAGAAGUCAAGAAAUCAAUCCAGUUUUCUAGGUGAGUCGAUUUUAUUCUUUCCUGGUCACUUACCAGUCCAGUUCAUUACAAGCGAAAAGUCAUGCUGGAGACUGGGAGAAACUCUAGAGUUAUAUUUUCGAAGCAAAGAAAGGGGACCUAUUGUCUCCUCUCCACUACAAAAAUCUCUUACUGUUGCAGUUAAAGAAACCAAAAGGAAAACCAGGAUGGAGCUAUGUUGAUUCUGUAGGCUUGGCAAGCUACACAAUCAGAGUGGAGUAGCCUCCUUUCGAAAAGGCAAGUCCACACUGUCUACUUAUAACAAUGGCCAAAGGUCCUUUCUCUGUAAUGAGCAUCUGCAGUUGGGGUAUUUAUCACAGGAAACCCACUAAUUCAUUAUUUGCAGCCACUGCAUUGAUUGUCUCUCAUUUUUUCAUGCAGAACAUUGAUCAUUUGUACUCAUGUUUCUUAUCUUAAGACUGUUCUGGGGGAUUUUUUAGCAUCAAGAGGUCCUACUGGAUUGAGGGUGCUGUACCAUUUAAUCACUACGAUUCCUACCUCUGCCACAGAUAUCUUUUACCCUGUCACAGAGAACUUUUCAUCUAUACUCAAUUGUUUGAUUUGGAUUCAAUAUGCCUUGAGCACUCCUUUGGCCUGUCCAAUGGCAGCCAGGAGCAUAAUGGUAACUACAAUUUCCAUGACCAAACUUCAACCCCAUCUGCCAAAAGUUAAAAUAUUAUCACUUGAGAGUUGAGACCCUUUGGUAGGCCUGGCACCUGUAGUACAGUUCUUGGGAAAAUGUUGGCGACCUGUGCUUCUUUCUCCAUAUUUCCUCCUUACAUGGUCUCUAUUCCUGUAUGAUUAAUUAAUAUUCCAAAUGUCCAUUGCUAUUGCUUGAUGAUUUAGAGAAAUCUGUGGUUGAACUGAACUUCCCAUGCAUAUUAGUUCCUCAGCUUUGUAUGUUUAUAUUUUCUUGUAGACUUGUCUUGAGUGAUUAGUUUCCUCAUUGCUACUCCUAUCAUGAUUGAAAAGGCCACCAGCUCACCCUAGUUUUUGUGUACAAAAGUGCAUCACGGAGCCCACUUCUCUAAUUUGGCAAGUGGGAAUCAUUUCCAGCAUAUGAGCUAAUGAGCAUUUGAGCUUCCUAUUUUCCUUA
Macadamia integrifolia is the source of this 1673-nucleotide messenger RNA. Its product is annotated as protein ROOT INITIATION DEFECTIVE 3-like. NCBI's taxonomy places the organism in Eukaryota, Viridiplantae, Streptophyta, Magnoliopsida, Proteales, Proteaceae. Bases 312 to 563 code for a protein of 83 amino acids. The transcript has 3 exons. The record is from RefSeq and is a predicted model, not a curated record.